AUGGCCGGGGCCGGGGGCGUCGCUCCCACGGCCCUCAGCCCCCCGCGCCCCCACGGGAACGGCUCUGCAGCCUGGGGGUCCCACGCGCCCACCCUGGCGCCCGGGGCCGCCAACUCGAGUGGGCUGCCGGGGGCGCCGCGCGCCUUGGCACUGGCGGGGGCGCUGCUGGCGCUGGUCACCGUGGGCGGCAACCUGCUGGUCAUCGUGGCCAUCGCGCGGACGCCGCGACUGCAGACCAUCACCAACGUGUUCGUGACUUCGCUGGCGGCGGCCGACCUGGUGGUGGGGCUCCUGGUGGUGCCGCCGGGGGCCAGCCUGGCGCUGACCGGCCACUGGCCCCUGGGCGCCACGAGCUGCGAGCUGUGGACAUCGGUGGACGUGCUGUGCGUGACGGCCAGCAUCGAGACGCUGUGCGCCCUGGCCGUGGACCGCUACCUGGCGGUCACCAGCCCGCUGCGCUACGGCGUCCUGGUCACCAAACGGCGCGCGCGCGCGGCCGUGGCACUGGUGUGGGCGGUGUCGGCUGCCGUGUCCUUCGCGCCCAUCAUGAGCCAGUGGUGGCGCGUGGGCACGGACGCCGAGGCGCAGCGCUGCCACUCGGACCCGCGCUGCUGCGCCUUCGCCUCCAACGUGCCCUACGCGCUGCUGUCCUCCUCCGUGUCCUUCUACCUGCCGCUGCUCGUGAUGCUCUUCGUCUACGCGCGCGUCUUCGCCGUGGCCCGGCGCCAGCGGCGCCAGCUGCGCGGGGAGCUGGGUCGCUUUCCCGAGGGGCCCCCCGCGCCCCCCGUGCCGCUGCGGGAGCACCGCGCCCUGCGCACGCUGGGCCUCAUCAUGGGCACCUUCACGCUCUGCUGGCUGCCCUUCUUCGUGGCCAACGUGGUGCGCGCCCUCGGGGGCCCCGCGCUCGUGCCCGGCUCGGUGUUCCUCGCCCUGAACUGGCUGGGCUACGCCAACUCGGCCUUCAACCCGCUCAUCUACUGCCGCAGCCGCGACUUCCGCAGCGCUUUCCGCCGCCUGCUGUGCCGCGGCGGGCGCCCCGACGCCCCCUCGGGCCGCCCCCUGCCCGCCGCGGCGGGGCCGCGCCCGGCCUCCGCGGACCGGUAG
Messenger RNA from Sorex fumeus (smoky shrew), 1104 nucleotides. RefSeq names its product adrenoceptor beta 3 (gene ADRB3). Gene Ontology annotation, molecular function: epinephrine binding; beta3-adrenergic receptor activity; norepinephrine binding. The record is from RefSeq and is a predicted model, not a curated record. Gene Ontology annotation, cellular component: membrane. Lineage: Eukaryota; Metazoa; Chordata; Mammalia; Eulipotyphla; Soricidae. The transcript has a single exon. Bases 1 to 1104 code for a protein of 367 amino acids. Gene Ontology annotation, biological process: adenylate cyclase-activating adrenergic receptor signaling pathway; norepinephrine-epinephrine-mediated vasodilation involved in regulation of systemic arterial blood pressure.